AAUAAUCUCCACUGUUCCCAAAAACCACUUAGCUUCACUUAAUUCACUUCUCUUCUUCAGUUUCCCUAAAAAAUAAAAAACCAAUUCCGAUUCCGAUUCCGAUUCUCUCUCUCCUCCGACAAUGGAAACUGCCAUUUCUCUGAAAUUUUUCAUCUCUCUCACGGCGGUUCUCCUCAGUUUUACGGCAGGAUUUUCGUCCCUUCCGACGGCCGACCGCCGCACUCUCGCCGGCGCUAAAUACCAAAUCGAAUGCACAAUGUGCUCUGCUUGUGACAAUCCCUGCGGCCAGUAUCUGUCUCCACCACCUCCUCCGCCGUCCCCUCCUCCAUCCAUCGACUGCCCACCACCACCUUCUCCCCCCAGCUCCGGUACCUACUAUUACUCUCCUCCGCCACCUCCAUCUCAACCCACCUACACAUACUCCUCCCCGCCGCCGCCGCCUGGCAACUACGGACCGAGCGGGUACUACCAACCGCCUCCGUACAGUAACUACCCGGCCCCCCCACCGCCGAACCCGAUUGUACCGUAUUUCCCAUUCUAUUUUCACACUCCGCCACCGGGCUCCGCCGCUGCCGGCCGUUUGACGAACUCUUGGGCUUGCUCUGUUCUUACUGUUCCUCUGUUUUUCUUCUUACUUGCUUUGUUUUAAAUGCAAAUAGCAGAGCACAGAAACUUGCAAUAAUGGCGGAUUUUGCAGAUCUAGGAAAUUGAUGGAGCAAAAAACGGGAGAGAUUGAAAAAAAGGGGUUUCGAUCUUCAGGAAUUUCCGGUAAUGAAAGUUUUCUCAUCCAAAAAUCGCCCAGAAUCUCCUCCUUUCUAACUCCAUUGUUAUUUGAAUCGAUUUGUAAAUCUGCUCAAAAUAUAUAAAUCAUAUGUGUUUUUACUUGUAUUCUUAAUUCAAUUCGUCCAAGGAACAACAAAAACAAAA
Molecule: messenger RNA, 927 nt
Organism: Cucurbita maxima (winter squash)
Lineage: Eukaryota; Viridiplantae; Streptophyta; Magnoliopsida; Cucurbitales; Cucurbitaceae
Product: leucine-rich repeat extensin-like protein 6
Exons: 1
Coding region: 122-649 (175 amino acids)
Source: RefSeq, a predicted model, not a curated record